UGGUCCCGAGGAAAGAAGUUAAAAACAAAUAUUUAAUAGGAUUAGCGUCCUCGGCAAAUAAACAAGCAUGUUACGGGACCUCAUAACGUGGGUGUUGAAUACGUAUCUUGGAAAGUACCUGGAGAACUUGAAUUCGGCGCAGUUGUCAGUGGCCCUGCUAUCGGGCGAGGUUGAGCUCGAGAACAUACCCAUUCGCAAAGAUGCCCUCCGUUCGUUCAAUUUGCCGGUCGAAGUCACCGCAGGCAGCAUACGCAAAAUCAAACUGCAGGUCCCCGUCCGCCAGUUUAGGACCUCACCCUGGUGCAUCUCCAUCGAGGGCCUGUUCUGCAUCAUUUGUCCAAAGAACCUGGACAACUGGGACUACGAGAAGGAGAAGGUGCAAGAUCUGGAGUACAAGCUGGCCGUCCUGGACGCCGCAGAAGCAGGAUGGCGGUCCGAGAAGGGCAAGCAAAUGGAGUCCUACUACUUCUCGUCCUACAACAAUUGGCUCAAGUACGGCACCAACAUGGCCACCAACAUCAUUGACAACAUCGAGCUCAAGAUAUCCGAUGUCCACUUUCGCUUCGAGGACAUCGUGGACACCGGCAAGAGCAAGAUAUGCACGGGCAUCAAGAUCGGAUCCCUGACCGCCCAGAGCUGCGACUGUGAUUGGACCAAUGGGUCGUACAAGAUGACCAACAGCGAAAUGAACUAUAAGCUGGUAGAGCUCAAAGAGCUCUCGGUCUACUGGGAUCUGCUGCACGAGGACAUCAAAUGUCAGUCGUACUCCAACCAGGAGAUCCUCGAGAAAUUGCACUCGACCUGCGAGUUGAGGCCCCACAACUUCAUCAUCAAGCCCAUUUGCGCAACGGCCAGGUGGAAGCGCGACAAGUGCCUACAGGUGAUACGUACCAAAGACAAGCCCAGGGUCUCCUGCGAACUCCUGGUUCCCGAGGUGGUCAUAGACAUAUCGAAGGUCCAGCGGCUUCAAAUGCUAGAUAAGCUCUCAGACAUCCGACAAGUUAAAAAAGUUCGUCAAUACAGGUUAAAGCGGCCCAAUUGCAGCGUGGAAAGCAAUCCAAGCUUAUGGUGGAAAUAUGCUACCGUUUGUCAUGGUUUUGACUUUAAAAAGAAUGAAGAAAAGUGGUUGGUUCUUAAGGAAAACCUUCGUUACAUGCUUCUCUAUAAAACGAUUAUUCUGAAUCCAAAUGAAAAUCUGUCCAUCGAAGAAAAAGAGUUCAAAGCUUACAUUGAAAGCGACAGAAAUAUCUCGGAUUUAACCAUUAUGAGAAGGAUAUGUUUUGAAAAAGUGUUCACAAAAGGGUUUUCCUUUGAAUCACACAGCGAACAAGGAAAGAAUAUGCUCUUUCAUUGGUUUCCAAACUGGAUGGGCUGGUACGCCAACAGUCCCAGUACCCCUAAUAACGAACAAGAUGAGUCGUUGAAACAUUUGGAAGACGAUAUUCUAGUUGCCUUGGAAAACUCACUUCAGAACUCUUCGGACUUAAAAAGCGAUGCUGUUUUUGGGCACUUUUCAAUAAAGCUAAUCAAAGGAUUGGUAAUCCUUCAGACCGAAGAUAAAUUAAAUGAUGGCCGAAGGAAAUCAAUGGAAAUGCAAUUAAAUAACUUUUCUGCCUACCUCCAGUUAAGCCCACAGUUAACUUCUUACACUGUGGGCAUAUCAUUACAAGAAGUAUAUUUAAUAGAUAAAACCAGUAGUGAAACAAUGCACAAUUAUUUAAUCAAGCCGCAAACAGGGAACAUAGCCACACCAAACCAAGUAGUUAAGAAUGCGCUUCAGGAGGAUACCCUGUUCCAAUUACAAUACGAAAAUUGUAAUCACUUACGAUUUCAGCUGAAUAUAAAAUCAAAAGGAUUAGAUCUUAUCUAUAAUGAGGAUGCAAUUCAGUGGCUCUUGGAUUUCUUGGCUGAUGCAAAUUCCAAUAAAUACUCACCGCCCGAUAGAGUCGAGAAGAAAACAGACUUUAUGAAAAACUGGAAUGAAAUGUUUAGCGGCAAUGAGGUAAACCGGAAGAUUUGGAUGUUCGAAAUCGAAAUUUUCGCCCCUCGUAUAAUUUUCUUGGAAAAUUACAAAGUCAGUAAUUCGCUAAUGGUCUUGCUGGACUUCGGAAAACUGGAAAUGCGAAAAAUGGAGGUUAAGAGAGUCAUACCUGUGAUAGAAUCGGCUGUAACGGAAAAUACAAGCGAUGAUGAUGAAACCUAUUUGACACCAUGCUCGACACCACCUGCAUCAGAAAAAAGUGGUUCUGAAUCUCCCACCCUUCUUGAAAAUUCGAAAAUGGAAAGUUUUCUAAACAAAAAUGUUCAGUUGGAGUACGUUCUGCAUAAUAAGAUUUACGAUAAAUACUUGAUAAAUUUCACCAACCUUCAAGUUCUGGUUUGCAAAUACGAAGAAAGGUGGCAAGCUUGCUUAAAAACAUCCUCGAACUUCCAUUUGAUUGAUAAAUUUAACAUAAACCUUACUCUUGAGCAGAGAAAUAUAUUCACUGUCGAUCCUGAAUAUCCUUCGUUUAUGCUCUUCGGCACCUGUCCAACAAUAUUAAUCCAUGGGAACGAAGAACUCAUAAAUAAUUGUUGUAACAUUAUGAAACCCAUCAUAAAAGCAUCGAAGGAAAUGGAAGAUAUUUACAGAGGAGGCAACACGAUUUACGCCAGCGAACGAAUUAAAAACUUGGCGGAAGACGAUAGAAGUCGAGUCGUCAUUGAGUUUGUAAUGGAUCAACUGGUGAUAGAAAUGCAGUCGACAGAAAGAAGUAUUGCCGAGCUGCAAAUUAUCGGGGCACGAGCUGGUUUAGUAAAAGAAUCGAGCGAGACAAAUAUUUCGAUGUCGGUUCACGGAUUGCUCUUAGUAGAUGCCAUUCAGUCUUUCGGUCCUGAUUUUGAACUAUUAGUAGCUAGCCACCGACAUGUCGGAAUGGAUAGUUUAUCUGGCAGCCUUAAACAUAGCGCAAUUGUUUCUCCGACUUCGCCUGGAUCUCCAAAUUUUUUCGAUAGAGCUACUAGUCCGCACAUGAUUACAAAAGCAGUUCAAAAUAUUAAGAUGGGAGAUAGAUCAACAGAAUUAUGCGAGGAUGAGGAUUCACAGGCGCUAAUAUCGGUUGACAUUAAAAUUGUUCCGCCCAAUGAUAGCAAUUCAAAGCAACUUCACACCACUAACAUCACGUUUAACAGUUUGGAUAUAAUUGCUAAUCAGGAUACUAUUCUUGAAAUUCUUAACUUCGCAAAAAGGACUCUUUUGGCACAAAAUAUAUUUCAAAAUGAAAGCACAGAGCCAACAAAAGAAUCGACUGAAAUACCAAUAGAAUUGGAUGACCAAGUCGAUCGUAAAAACCAUAACGAAAUAUUCUUUGAUUUUUUCCGGUUGAAUAUUUUACUUUUAUAUACCAUCAAAAGAGACAAAUUUAAUGUUGGUCGAAAAGUUGGAACUGUCACGUUGACGGAAGCGAAAAUCAAUGCAUCUUUUCAAUCGGAUCUGUCUGUUUUCGGAUCUCUUGGCGGAAUACAAGUUAUCGACAUUACUUCUGAGGCCUUUUGCCAUCCCAGGAUUCUUUCAGUGGGCCGUGAUCAAAUUUUGAGAGCUUCCGACACAAAUAAACAAACCGUUCUUAGUCAGCUUUCCAAUGAAAUAUACUCAAAUAAUUACAAUGAAGAAAAGAGCGACGAAAGUGAUGCAAUUAGCUUUCAAAGCCAUUGGAGUGACAAAACAACUUGCACUUUCCAAAUGCGCAUGGCUUCCGCUUCAUAUACUCAUUGUCCCAGGUUUUUGCGGGAUGUGAACGCAUGCAUUACGUAUUUCAAAAGGAGCUUGCGAGAAUUUGCCACCUCCAUUGGUAAUAAAGCUACGGAUAUGGCUAAGGAGUUUGUGCAGCAGAUUAGGGCUGUCGAGCAAAUCGGUCCAGUUCAUCCGCAGCGAAAUCACCAGGACAAUUGGCUUGAUAUCAUAAUUAGUAGCCCAAUAAUUAUUCUGCCUAUUUCCAACGCGAGUACCAAUGUACUGAUCGCAAACUUGGGAAAAAUAAGUUGCUCAAAUGCAGUUAAAUGUGAUUCAGAUGAUUUCAACGAGUCGUAUACAAUUGAAAUCAAAAAUACAUACGUUUACUCAUUGAAUAUUGAUGAACGGGAGUACAGUUUUAAUGUUCAUCCUGCUAAAAAUAAGGAUGCAAUUCCCAUACUGCACGACACAGCGAUUACUUUACAUCUUUAUGCUGGAUAUGGUGAAGAUAGUGGUCAAGAAAAACAACUAAACAGUCUAUCAGUGAAAGGAAGUAUGGUUGAAGCCCUGAAAGUAUCCCUAAACCGAAAACAGUACGAGUUACUUUUGGAGUGCAUUCGGUACGCCACUAAUUUCUCAAAUGGAGCUUUUAAUGACUCGGAAGAUCUUGAUCAACACAGAGAUAGUGAACCAACUUUGAGUAUUGAUGAUGAACCCAUUAUAAGCACUAUUAUUCAGUUUUCAGUGUCUGUAUUUCAAAUUAACCUGCAGAAUGAAUACCACAACGACUUGAUUAAUUUGACAUUUAAAGACUUUAAUGUAAAACAUAUUGCUAAGGGUUAUGACAAAGAUAUGGAAGUCGUGUUAAAGUCUGUGCUAAUGGAGGACUUAAAGUCGGACCUAACAUCGCCGUUUAGAAAUAUGGUGACUUCGGUUGAUCUUGAAAAAACUGUUAAGAAAAAUGAAAUGUCAUCAUCUUCGUGUCCCGACUUACCAAGCUACUGCAAUUCCCUGAAAAGUAGAUCCAAUUCCGUCCCUUCGUGUUUCUUCAACUAUAUGCAGGUCAAAGUUUUCAGCGGAGACAAGAAGUUCACUUCUUGUAACAAAAGUGAACUGGGUAGAAAAAAAGAAAGUCAAACCUUAGUUACUUACAAAUCACAUACAGGAAGAUCUGCUCAGAAGGGUAAACUUGAACAAUCCAGUUCAAUUCAAUUUAAUUGCUUGAACUUGGCCAUUUGCGUGGAACGCUGGUAUACCAUUUUUGACUUUUUUGGCCUUGUUUCGGUUGACAGCUUCAAUGAAAAGUACACAGAAGAGAAGAAACUUGUGGAAAAACAUAUUGACCAAUUUUGCAGUAAACUGAAGGUGUCAAUAAGAAGUUUCAACUUUACUUUGAUUCGGAAUGAGUCUCUUUUAUCUAGGGUAAAUGUGUCGAAUGCUGUUUUCGUGAUUCUUCAGGACCCCUUUUCCAAAAUUGUUGAAGGCUGCCUGGGAUCCGUGUCUGUAUAUGAUCUUACAAAGUAUGGAAACAUUUAUAAGCAAAAGUUUCUUACAAGUGGGACAGAAGCCUUAAACUUUGUAUAUAAAAAAAAACUGGUCGAUUUGGAGGCAUUAAAGACCUUGGACACCGACUCAACGCUGCGAAUAAACAUGUCUGCAGUGCACUAUAUUCACACCAAGCGCUUUUCCACUGAGUUACAUGUUUUUGUUAAAGAUCUGCUCCAGUUGCAAACGCCUGUUAUAAGAAAGCUACAGAAACAAAGUCAUGGAAAUGAACAGAAUAUGCGUCCAUCGAAAAUGAAGCUAGUGAUUCAAGCGGAUUCUCCAGUUAUUGUACUUCCGUCUUCCUAUAACAGAAACGAAGUGAUAAUCGCUUACCUUGGCAAGUUUACCUUGAAAAAUAGUUUCCACUUUGCCAGUGACGAUAAUAUAAUAAGCAAAAUGAGUGCAGAGCCGAGUAAAAGCGAAAUCCUGGAUGUAAUGCGAAUUGACCUGGUAAAUAUAAACUUAUUCUCCGGCGAAAGGAGCUCAAUGAAAGCAAAACUUGAUCAGGAAAAGGAUCGAAUUAUAAUCGCUGAUAUGAACUUCCUAAGAUUAGGUCAGCCAUUCUUUAACGAGUCGUGUUUCCUUCACCUGCAACUAGAGCGAAAUCUUUCGGCAGAUGUAAACCGUGUCUGUCCAGACAUCAGUGUUCAAGGGACAUUCUCCAAAUUGAAUGGAAUGAUUAAUAUUCAACAGUACAAGUUAAUUCGAAGUUUUUUGAACAACAAUAUUGGGGAACAAACAGAUGACAUCUACAUAAAUUACCAUAAUAACAGCUGCACAUCCAUUGAGAGGCUAUCGACAAUUAACCUAUUGCCAAAAAAUGAAGUGUCAAAAACUGUAUCGAUUCUAAUUUCGAUUAGAAUAUUACUAGAAGACGUGUCGCUACUCCUUGCUUUAAACACUUCGCAUAGCGCUGUGAUAGAACCCUUGGCGUGCAUCCACUUUGUAAAGUCCACUCUGGAAAUCGACUUGUUCAGCGACGGUUCACAAGACAUCGAUUUGAUAUCAAGCAAUAUUCUCAUCGUUGAUGAAAGGAAUGAAACCGAUAAGAGCAAUGAAAACGUGUUCAAGAACAUAUUGGAACCAUCGAAAAAGGAAGUGCGUAUCGAGAAUUCCGUGCAGGUUGAAAUCCAUUGCAGGAAGAAAGCGAAUCUAAGCAAAUACACUAUAAUGCUCAAUAACAUGAGGGUGUUUGCCCUUCUCAGUUUUCUGGACCAAUUAAAAUCAUACUUGCAAGAGGACUCACCGGCACCCGUUGUAAAUACCGUGACAAGUCAGAUUCCACAAAAGCCUCAGAUUGACAACAGCAUUUCCACGGAAUACGUUGUAAAUAUCACAGAUUCAGAGAUCAUAUUUGCAGAGGAAUGCAGUCGGCUAGACUCGAACGCAAUAAUUUUGAAGAGUACAACUGUCAUUUGUUAUAAGCCGAAUAGUAAUAUUGUGCCCAUAUCCUUGGACAUUAACCAUUUGGAAAUAUUUUCCUGUACCCUAGACGCCGAAGAAGAAAGCGCUUUGUCCAUAAUCGAUCCGUUCACUUUGAUUAUAGAACUGCGGAGUAACUGCUUGAACAUUCUUAUUCAGAAACACUUAAAUAUUCGGCUAUCCUAUGUGGACGUUAAGUUAUUUUCCAGAAUGGCUCGACUGUUGCCCGCACAAACAUCGCGUUCGAAAAAUGUUAUAUCAAAGGCUGACUCGGAUCUGGAAAAGGUGGCUCCCCUCGUAGCAAUGGGUUUCGAGCUUUCCGACUGUCUAUAUGCCAUGCAAGUAAACAAUUGGAAAAUCAACGAUGCAGCCCUUUGGCUAUCUCAUCAGAAACAGAACUCCUACCGAAAUCCCGCACUGGAAAUGAAAACCGCUGUGGUAGACGCUAGUCUCAUAUCCGUGUUUAUAAUUGACGAUUGUAUGGAUGCCGAUGUGCCGCUGCUGGAAGUUUCCCUCUCGAAGUUUCUGCUGAACUUCACUUUCAAAACCCAGGAUCCCAAUCCCAAGGAGACCAACAUUCGUCACUAUAGCCUGGGUAAUAUAGACACCGAAGCUUCCGUGAACUAUUACAAUCGUCGUCUCAGCGGCUGGGAACCGGUGGCGGAGACGUGGGAGUCCAACUUAAAGUGGAAGUACACCAAGGGUCACUUGGACAGUAAAAAAAGAUUUGAGAUUGGGGUAUCUAGCAAGCAGAUGCUCAAGUUAAAUGUUACCUCCACAUUCAUAGAGCUUUUCAACAUGGUUCUGAAGAACUGGACAAACGACUUCAAUGACAAUGGAGCCAAGAACUUUAGGCAGCGCUCUCCGUUUAUUCCGUUUGCCCUGCAGAAUCUCAGCGGAACACCUCUUCUUUUUAAACCGAUUUAUGCUCCCCUUGGGGAUUUAACAUGUUCCGAUUUACACCAGUUUGAACUGAUCAAGAACUGGUAUUCUGUGCAGCCCAACGAAACCAAAACAUUUGAUUUCACCCAAAAGAGUAAACUGAGACACGUACACUCACACCAACUGAAUUUACACCAGAUUUUUGUGCAAAUCCAUGGAUGGACACUAAUUGGACCAAUAUCGGUGGACAAAGUUGGGGUGUUCUUCCGAACCACUAAGUUAGAUUCGCAGUUCUUAACAAAAAGCAGGAUAGUCUUCGAUAUCUCAUUGAUUGGAUCUGCCCAGAAGCUGAUAAAAGUGAAGUCCUCCCUGGGGGUGAUUAACAAGAUGGAUCGGAACGUGUUCCUGAAGAUGUCUUUAAAGAGCACUCAUAGUGAUGGACUCACCGCGAUUAGUGUAAUAAAACCCAACGACGAAUUAACUUUACCACUGAAGUUCAUCGAAGCAUCGUUGCAUGUGGCACAUAAUACAAGUGAAAGCGAGGCUUACGAGGACACUGGCUUUAGUAAUGAGGAAAUUUUGUGGAAAGAAUGCGGCAAGGAUGACACUCGACAGCUCCUCGUUGGCUAUGACAAUACCAAGAGUAAACUGUACACACUAGUAAACAUAAGCAGGGAAAUCUACCACUCUAAGGAACAAAAUUUGCCGGGCCACAAGAUAACUUUGUUGCCACCUUUGAAGAUAAACAACAUGCUCUGCUGCGACCUGAUGUUCAAGAUCCAUGAGCAAGCCACCGGAAGAAUAAAUUCAUCGGAGAGUGCAAAUAUUUACAACGUUAACAUAUGCCAGCCCCUGAACUUGAGCAUCACUCUGGACAACUUUCAACUCUCCGGUCAACUUAAGAUUCCCGUAAGCCACAAGGGUGUUAUAGAGCCGAAAUUGAAGUUGUUUGAUAUCAAGAAGAGGGAGUUGCACCUGCGCGUGUCUAUACAAUCGAUCCAAGGCAAGGGCAUGGAACUCUAUAUCAGUGCUCCUGUUUGGAUAAUCAACAAGACGGGCCUGCCCCUGAUUUGUAAACAAGAAGGAACCAAUAAUACAGCGGCAGGACAGUUUGAGGAGCACGAGACUGCGCGGCAAGUGGCCCCCCUAAUGUUUUCGUUUUCAGAUCAGGAGGGAUCACCAGCCCUAGUCCUACGAUUGGGUAGUGCUUUUGGCUCUAACAAUUUAUGGUGCAAAAGCUUUAGCACGCAUAAGGAUUUAGCUGACCGGGAACUGCGAGCCGAAAAUACCAGGGGAAGCUAUGCGAUUGGCAUUAGCGUUAGAAGGGGAAGAGGAUUGUAUGCUUGUACGACCUUCGUAACUCUGUCACCUAGAUUCCAUUUGCACAAUCGGAGUGGCUACAAACUGGAGUUCAUGCAACUGUGCGAUAUUGUUAACUAUGACCGCCCCGAUCCGCGUAAAAUUAUUUCAGCGCCUAUAGAUUGCAAUUUCGCCUUCCAUUGGCCCAACUGGGACCAAGAGCAGAUUAUUUGCGUGCGAAUUCCGGAGAUAGAGUGUUGCUGUUGGUCGAAGGGAAUUCCCAUAAAUGAUGUGCAGAGCUUGUAUAUCAAUGUGCGAAACGAGUGGGGAGAAAUGUUUUUCCUUCGACUGGAGAUCAUCUCAAAAGAUGCCACUUUCAUACUUUUAUUUACGGACGCUCGCACCUUACCACCACCGAUUCGAAUUGACAAUUGUUCGGAAGUCGUCAUCAAUUUCUCACAGCUGCGAUCCAAGCCCGUUUGGAUUACGCCAGUUAGACCACAGUCCUCCCUGUCUUACGUGAUGGAUGAUCCCUUGGGAGCGCAGACUUUGCUGAUGGAGGCGCCUGGCGGGAACAUGAUAGAGUUUCCAAUCAACAACAAACACAAUGUUAAGAAAACAUUGACAUACACCAACUUUAUUUACAUUGCAUUUCAUGGCACUUUCGAGCGAUCAAAUGAGGAGGAAAACGUACACAGACAUUUGGUUUUGGGCGUACGUGGUAAGAAGGUUGUGAUAGUGGAAAAGAACUCGGGAGAUCGCUCCCAACUGUGGCUGAUGAACUCAAAUGGUCAGUUGGAACAUGAAGGAUCCACUCCACCCAUUCAAACGAACGAUGCGAAUGCAGUGCGACUUGUUCUGGAUUUGGAAAAAGCUCCGAAUCCCAUGGAGUUUACCAGUUUGGUAGUUCGAACACCCAAUAAGCAAAGGGCUACCACGCAGACUUGGAGAUUCGAAAAUGGCCGACUAAUGUGUCAUGCCAAUAUGUGCGUUCAGUCGCGUUUUGGAGAGAGUGGCUUGAAGCCCGACUAUGAAGCAGUUGUGGGGCGAACUGAAAACAAGUCGCAGUCGAGUAAGAAAUACAUACCGAUUGGACAGCAUAUUGUGGCACAGAAAUUAAGGCCUGGAUCGGGUCAACUGGAGCUUUCAACAAGAAUGGAUGGACCCAUUUCCACGAUCGAAAUAUGUGAUAUUAAAAUUAAACAAAAUUCAGUAUUCCUUACACCCGAUUUAUUAUGGAUGCAUGCUUCUCUGAACAAUAGGCAAAUUACGGAUAACGGAAAAGUAGCAUUCGUCCAUGAGUAUCUGAUUAAUAUAGAGCUCGUUAAAGGAAUCGGUAUUUCAUUCAUAGCUCGAAAGCCUUGCGAGGAAAUUAUGUUUAUAAGCCUUGACCACAUCCAUUGUGAUAUAGUGCAAAGUGGGUUGGAGAAUUCUUUAGAUCUGAACAUCUCGUAUAUACAAAUCGAUAAUCAGUUGUUGGAUGCGGCGAGUCCGAUAGCGUUACAUACGCAAACUUCGAAUGACCAGGACCCAACGAAAAAUGCAGUCGUGCUAAAGUUUAAAAUGCUACCUUGCCCCAACAAGAACGCGAUCAUAUUUAAGUACUUAACGCUGGACCUGAAGCCCCUAACUGCGAAUCUGGAGGAGAAGCUUAUUCUAAAAGUGGCCUCAUUUCUGGGAUAUGGCAAAAUCAACCGACAGAACUUAAGUGUGCAAUACCAAUUUGAAAACUCUGAGGAUAAGCCCAUUCUGCAGGAUAUGAAGAGAUUCUAUUUUGAGAAUUUAAGCAUUGGCGCAACACAGGUUCGACUCUCAGCAUUCACUUCAUCCAAGCUGCCGGUGGAACUGCACGAAACGAAAAAGGCACUUGGACUCACUUUAAUCAAAUUCGAAGAUGCCUGCAUUGAGCUAGACAGGUACUCCGAUAGAUUGCACUUCGAGACGAUGGAUGUUUACCUGAAGGAAAUGAAAAAGCACUACAUAAACCAAGUGAAAUGGCAUGCGGCUGCCAUUUUGGGCAGUGUCGAUUUCCUUGGAAAUCCACUGGGCUUUGCCAACGAUCUUUCUGAAGGAGUUUCCGGUCUGAUUUUUGAGGGCUCCGUCAAGAGUCUGGUGAAAAAUGUUACGCAUGGCAUAUCAAACUCGACGGCAAAGCUAACGGAAACGCUGUCCGACAGUCUGGGGAAAGUUGUGCUGGAUGACCACGACAAUGAGACGAGACAACGAAUCUUGGAACUCCAAACCAAUACAUCCGGAGGGCACCUUGCAGCGGGUCUGAAAGGUCUCGGCUUCGGGUUGCUGGGCGGAGUAACGAGUAUAGUUAGACAUACUUACGAUGGUGCCCAAGCGGAUGGCGUGCCUGGCUUCCUAAGUGGACUGGGCAAGGGAUUGGUGGGCACAGUGACAAAACCAAUCAUUGGAGUGUUGGACCUGGCUUCGGAAACUGCAAGUGCGGUCAGAGAAACCAGCCGGGAUAGUCACAGAAACGCUCCAGACAGGAAAAGGCUUCCCAGAUGUGUGACUGGUGCUCCGGGCGGUCUUCUACCUUUGUACUCCAAUCGUCAAAGCAAAGGACAACAAUAUCUUUACCUUAUCAAUCAAAAAAACUUUUCGGAAAAGAUCAUUUCAUACGAAGCGAAUCUUUGGAACGAUAAAGAGGCUAGAUUGCGCCUGCUGGUUUCUACCGAAUACGUACGAAUAUUUUCAUUGAGCGACGGCAUCCCAACUAUUAUGUUUGAUUGUCAUGUAAGUGAGAUACUAUCGUGCCAUCCUGUGGUGACGAAUGUGGGCACGACGCCAUCGACGAGUAGUAGGGCGUCAGCGAGCCACUACAUUGAGAUAUCCACAAAUCGUCCGAAAGUUACCAGGCCGAGGAUACGCUGUCGAUCUGAGGAAGUUGCAGAGGCUGCAUCAAGAUGCAUAAACUACGCUAAAAGUGUCUUUGAUGAACGUGAACAUGCCGUUUUAUAAAAUGCAAUAAGCCGGUUCGUGAUAAUAAACCUAAACCUUUUGACAACAA
Molecule: messenger RNA, 11879 nt
Organism: Drosophila subpulchrella
Lineage: Eukaryota; Metazoa; Arthropoda; Insecta; Diptera; Drosophilidae
Gene: Vps13D
Product: vacuolar protein sorting-associated protein 13D
Exons: 19
Coding region: 68-11830 (3920 amino acids)
Biological process (GO): mitochondrion organization; protein retention in Golgi apparatus; protein targeting to vacuole
Cellular component (GO): extrinsic component of membrane
Molecular function (GO): protein binding
Source: RefSeq, a predicted model, not a curated record